AUGAGCAGAUCUGAACGGCACGUAUAUUGUCAACAGAAGUCCGCUACCUACUCAUCCAGCUUUGUCAAUAGACGAUAUCCAACGGUGUCAACGUGUGUCCAGCAACGGUGA
Messenger RNA from Haemonchus placei, 111 nucleotides. The record is from the annotation of a GenBank genome assembly. Lineage: Eukaryota; Metazoa; Nematoda; Chromadorea; Rhabditida; Trichostrongylidae.